Molecule: messenger RNA, 1092 nt
Organism: Penaeus chinensis
Lineage: Eukaryota; Metazoa; Arthropoda; Malacostraca; Decapoda; Penaeidae
Gene: viaf
Product: phosducin-like protein 3
Exons: 6
Coding region: 123-845 (240 amino acids)
Biological process (GO): protein folding
Cellular component (GO): cytoplasm
Source: RefSeq, a predicted model, not a curated record
AAACAAUAAGUGUGUCAGGUCUAGAGGUUGGUGCCAGUGCCAGGCUAUUAUUAUCUCCUGAGACCCAACAGGAAACGGCGUGGACUUGACUCUCGCUUCCACCACACACAGCACAAGGCAAAAUGCAGGACCCUAAUGAAGACACAGAGUGGAAUGAUAUCCUUCGCAAGAAGGGUAUCCUACCACCAAAGGAACCCGAGGUGACUGAGGAAGCCCUGGCUGAAAUGCUAGAACAGACGAUUCAAGAAAAACAGAGCUCAGAGGCAAGAUUAGGAAAGCUCUCUCUUGAUGAGCUUGAUGAGCUGGAAGAUGAUGAAGAUGAAGCCAUCCUCUUAGAGUUUAGAAAGAGAAGAAUUGAGGAAUUAAAAGCACAGGCUGAGGCCAAUAAGUUUGGUGAGGUGUUGGAGAUCAAUGCCCAGGACUAUGUGGAGAAAGUGAACAAUGCAGGGUCAGGCAUUUGGGUGUUUCUGCACUUGUACAAGCAGGGAAUUCCUCUUUGUGCACUUAUCAAUCAGUGCCUCUCAAAGCUGGCAGUCAAAUAUCCACAGCUCAAAGUCCUGAAGUCGAUAUCAACAACGUGCAUUCCUAACUAUCCGGACAGGAAUUUGCCAACGAUCUUUGUCUAUUAUGAGGGCCAGAUGAAGAGGCAGUUCAUUGGUCCUGGAGAAUUUGGUGGUGAUAAACUGAAAUAUGACGCCCUGGAGUGGAUGUUGUCUCGUACAGGUGCCUUUACGACUGACAUUGAACGAGACCCAAGAGGUCCCAAAAUCAAGGACGUCAUGAUGAGUUCCCUUAGGCGGACUGCUGACAGUGAUGAAGAUGAUAGCGAUGAAAAUGAUUGGUAGAAAAUGGUUGAGGAGUGAUUAAGACCUCAUGUUUGUUACUGGCUUAUGGUUGGAUUCAGACCAUGAGUCCAAAUGUAAUUGUCACUGAUUUUUACAGUGAUGAAGUACUUAUGCAUUUUAUUAACGUCACACAAAGUAAGAAUAAAUGGGUUCAGGAUAAUUGUAAUUCAACACAGCAUUAUUUAAUAUUUCCUGAUGUGUUAACUUUUGUAUUCAUUUUACAAAAUAUUUAAAAGUUAAUACAGAA